AUGACAAUUAUUCUUAGUACCAUUACAUGUAUCAUUGCCAUUGUUGGAGCAUGGUAUAAUGAAAAUUAUUUGGUUAAAGAGCCUUCACGUGAUUGGGAUGAAGAAAGGCGAUGUCGCUUAAAUCGUUUGUAUAAUGGGAAGGAAGUUGAUUGUAUUGAACAACUACGAGUUAGCAAGAAAGCAUUUCAAAGUUUGUGUACUAUUUUGCAUGAAAAGGGCGGAUUGGUUCGGACAAGAAAUGUUUCAAGUGAAGAAUCUGUUGCUACCUUUUUAAAUAUACUUGCUCAUAACUUGAAGUUUAGGGUCAUCGGUUUUGACUAUUAUCGUUCUAAGGAAACCAUUAGUCGGCAAUUUAAUAGUGUGUUGCGUGCAAUGAUGAGAAUUAGUCAAGAAUAUUUGAAACUUCAGCCAUGUGAUAUUGGUGGUUCAGAAAGAGAGAAGUGGAAGUGGUUUGAGAAUUGUAUUGGGGCACUUGAUGGAACUCAUAUUCCAGUAACGGUGUCUGCUGAGAAUAGACCAAGAUAUCGAAAUAGAAAGGGCGAUAUUUCCACCAAUGUUUUAGGAGUUUGUGAUCCAUAUCUAAAAUUCAUCUAUGUACUAUCUGAAUGGGAGGGUUCUGCUUCUGAUUCUCGUGUUCUGCGAGAUGCUUUGGCCAGGGAUAAUUCGUUUCAAGUUCCAAGUGAUAAGUACUAUCUUGUGGAUGCCGGAUAUGCUAAUGGACCUGGUUUUUUAGCACCUUAUCGAGGAACUAGAUAUCACUUAAAUGAAUGGAUUGGAAACAAUCAUCCCGAAAAUUACAAAGAGUUAUUUAACUUGCGUCAUUCAAUUGCAAGGAACGUAAUUGAAAGGUCAUUUGGGUUGUUGAAAAAGCGAUGGAGUAUACUACGUACACCUUCAUUUUUCAACAUAAAAACACAAACUAGGAUUAUAAAUGCAUGCUUUGUGUUGCAUAACUUCAUUCGAAUCGAGCAACACAAUGACCAUGUGUUACAAGAUCAAGAUCUGGAGUUUUUAGCUUCUGUGGAGCAUGAGAUAUCAAAUCAUUCUACAGUAGAGGGUAACGCAAAUAGGAUUACAAGUGUUCAAGUCACUGAUCAAUGGACUACUUUCCGUGACACAUUAGCAAUGCAGAUGUUUCUUGAUUAUCAAGCACGAGGCGCCACUAAUUCAUGA
Messenger RNA from Prunus armeniaca (apricot), 1173 nucleotides. NCBI's taxonomy places the organism in Eukaryota, Viridiplantae, Streptophyta, Magnoliopsida, Rosales, Rosaceae. The record is from the annotation of a GenBank genome assembly.